This is a messenger RNA of Malurus melanocephalus (red-backed fairy wren), 3900 nucleotides long. It is a transcript of the gene CCDC191, whose product is annotated as coiled-coil domain containing 191. The record is from RefSeq and is a predicted model, not a curated record. The transcript is spliced from 16 exons. Bases 1 to 2688 code for a protein of 895 amino acids. Lineage: Eukaryota; Metazoa; Chordata; Aves; Passeriformes; Maluridae. Gene Ontology annotation, molecular function: phosphatase binding.
AUGGCCGAGAGGGGCGGGCGGUGCUCGGCGGUGCCUGGCGCGGCCAUGGCCCUCACGGGGCGGCGGCGGCCGGGGCUGCUCCGCGGGCAGCGCCUCCCGCAGAGAGUGGACCAAGCCUCUGAGUAUGCUGUUUCUGAAGCUUUUACCCUUCAAAAGUCAAGGUAUCCACAGGGGUCUUGGGGUCCUGUGACACGUUUGGCAACUGCAAAAUAUCUGCAGGAUCAUCGUGAGGCUCAUGAGGAAGCCCAAGAGCUGCUCAGUUACUGGAUAAAGUCCAAACUGCAACUGGAGCUGAGUGAUGGAGAAGAGGAAGUUGACUCUCUCUUUCGGGAAGAGCCUUCUGCAGCCCCUCCGAAGCAUGAGAACUUUGAUGACUUGUGCAGYUAUCUGGAAUGUGAAAUGGAAAGUUCUUCUGUCCAGAAAUACCUACAGCAUCUUUUGCAGAGUGAUGUUGUGAACCGUGGGAUAGCAAAACAACUUAGACUUGAAGAGAUCAAGGAAAAAAAGAAAUGUACAGAUCCACGAAUAAUCAUGGAGCUCAGACACAAGCAGGUGAAAGAAAACAGAAUGAGACAUCAGAAGGCUUUAGAGCUUCAGAGACAAGAAGAGUCCCUGAAGAAAGCAAUUCUCUCUGCGGCCAGGCUCCGAGCACAGGAGGAGGAUAGAAAGAAGGCCCUGCAGGCUAAAAAGGAGGAGGAGGAGAUCCAGAGGGAAAUGGUGAAGCUGCGAAAGGACAUGAGUGAGAAGAAGCAUGCCAUGGCAAAGGUUUGGAGAAUGGAGGGGAAGAGACAAGAAAAAAAUGAGAAGCUGUCAGUGCAGGAGGURUCUGUUACUGUGUCACCAUCCCUAGUUCUGAAGAGUGAAGAACAAGGAGAGGAGAAACAGAGAAAGACUCAGGAGCUGCUGCGCAGGAUUCACACCAGUGAGCAGAGAUGCUUGCAACGACAUUUCUCUGCUUGGCUGAAAGUCAUUUUGGAGCAAAGAAUUAAAAUGGGAAAAGCCAGAGCCCUUGCUGACUGGAGAUGUCAACUAAAGGCCCUGCGAGCUUGGAGAAACUAUACCUGGGCCCAGAAAGUAGAGCAGGAGACACAGCAAUGGGAAUUUCAUCUCCAAGAUCAAAACAGGAAAACCCAACUGGCUGUGGAGCAUGACCAGCGACGGCUCCUGCGCUGCUGCUUUCUGGCCUGGCAGCACUGGAGCCGAGCRGAGACGGAAAAGCGAGAGCUGCAGAUCAAGAGGGAGCAGACAAAGAGAAAGAUGGAACAGCUGCUGGAGGCUGUGUUACUGGGGAAAGGUGGGGACAGGCCACCGGAGGUUAACAAGCCUGGGACAGCAAAACUAAACCAUCAUCAAGAUUUACAGCAAGACAAGCCAACUGAAACUUGCCUCAUACAGAAAGAGCCUGAUCAGACCAGAGACCAGUCUUGUGGGGAUGUYCACACAUCUCAUUUCUGCAGAAACCCUAAAGUUGCCUGGGAGAUUACCAUAAAACCUGCAGCCCUGAGUGCCCAGGACCAGGCUGUGCAYAGGAAUCAAAUAGCCACUGUCCUGCAGCAGUUUCAGGCACCUGGACCAAAGACAUCUCCUGCUUAUGGUAGCUGUUUUGAGCACCGUCACGCCUUCCAGCAGCGUGUGAUUGAGGAGCAGAGGCAGCAGCUUCAGAAACAGCAAGAGCUGAUCCUUAAACUGCAGGAAAAUCAGAAGCUGAGCAGAGAUAAAGAAGAGGCAGCACAAGCUACAACUCUAACCCAGACGUUUAACAAUUCUGUUUCUCAAGCCAGGGAGGAAAAACAAUCCAGAUGCAAAAAUACAACCCCUUUGAGCCUGCCUGAUUCUCAUGGACCAGAAAACACACGGGCAGCAGUGCCAGGCAAAAGACCCUCCAGCCAGCUGACCACACCUCAUCCCAUACUGAAAGGGAUGGAAGAGAGAGCCAUUCACCGGGCAGAACAGAAGAGGAAACUAGAAGAAGCCAAACAAMGAAAAGCAGAGGAAAAAUUGGCCCAGAUGAAGGCUGAAGAGGAAGCACUACAGAGGAAGGAGGCUGAGGAAAAGGAAGCACAGCGGGAAAAACGCCGGGAGGAGAGAAGGCAGCAGAAGCUGAAAGAACUGGAGAAGCAGASGAGGCUGGAGAAAGAGCAGCAGCUCCUGAAAAAGGCUAGAGAUCACUAUGAGAAGGUCCUUCUCAGAAAGCUGGGAAUAGUACCAUGGAAAAGGCUGAGGCAGCAAGCCAAAGAAAACCUGGUGGUGGCACAAAGGCACCACAACUUGGGCCUGCAGAGGAAAUGCCUGAUGAUUUGGCUGCAGAACGCCCAGCAGAGUCUCAGGGAGAAGAURUCUCAGGCUGAGGACCUCUAUUCCCAUAUUUUACUGAGAUGGGGCUUCAGGAACUGGCUAAAGUACAUGGAUUAUCUCUCCACUCAGGAGGAGAGAGCAAGUACCGUUCACACAGUCUGCCUCAUAAGGAAGUACUUCUGGGUAUGGUGUAAUCAUGUCAUGGAGGAAAAAAGGGCUUUAGAGGAAAAGCUGAAAGUUGCUACUGAACACAGUAACAAGAGACUUACACUGAACGCAUUCAAGGCAUGGAGACAGUACCCGUUACUGAUGAAAAAGGAAAGGGAAAGAGAAGAAAGAAGAAACCAGCUACGCAGGAGAGUUGCUGAAAUUCUCCCCAACUUCCAAACAUGACAGAAGAGUCAAAUGAGACAGGAAGGAGACAACAAGAGCAGUUCUGUUCAGUGCUAUCUCCCUGCUGACUGAAACAAGUCCAAGGGGAAGGCCAACUGAGGGCAGAGGGUCUUACAGCCAGAGGGAAUUCCCUGUUAGUUGCUGUUGCUSUAAACAAAGCAUAGGUAUAAGCUUACCCAACAGUUUCACUUUGCACUUCAUAGGGUCAUUCCCCUCAAGGUCCUUAWUGGGGGAGACCCCACAAGUUCUCUGUAGGGGUGUCUUGGCUGGUGGCUAUGAAGCCCAGAUAACCAAAGCCUAGCAYGGGGUGUGUUUGGGGCCAAGGCCAUUUCCACAUGCAGAGCUGCAGCACUGACAUGAAUCCUCCUCUGUCCAAGGAAACACAGAUCUGAACUGUAUCUUUUUUCCCUAAACAGUAACCUGGUGCUUUUCUGUUGGCAGUACUCUGUAGGGUGACAGCUUGUCCAGCCGGCAGACAGACGUGACUGUCAGGUGACCCCUAACCACUGCUGUGAACUUGGCCACCCAGAGCAGUUUCUAGCUAACUGCCAGGGAAGUUUGGAUGGGAGGAGGAGAGGGAAGGGCUGUUUAUGCAAACCAUAUUUGUUAAUGAUCCAUCCACAUCAUAGCAUUGCAUAUGAGCAAUCUAAAACCUGGGUUCUUUUGCAAGGGACUGCCUCUCUUGCAGCACUGGCCAGCUCACAAACACAGUGCUUUGAUUUUGGUAUCACACAGUGAUCCCAAGUUUAUGAGCCUCAAUUGUCUUGUCAUUUMAACACUUCCCAAGUUGUUUAAUAUUUCAGGGUGUAUUGUGCAAGCCUGUCUGGGCUACUUCACUUGAUCCAGCACUUCAAAGGAAAAAAGACAGAACUCCAAGAAAAAGGGAGAUUGUAGCUUUUAAGCUAAAGCUGACAUGAUUAAAAUGGAAGUUUUAUACCACUGUUUAACCUUAACCUGCAGCAUAAUGCAGACAGGGUAAUGCCACUAAGGUACAGUAUGUCUUAACAACAACAUAAGGCAAGAAACUGGAAUCACUUCCCUCUCACAGCCAGAUAGGCAAAGCUCUCCAAAAGCAUUUGGCAGUACAGGAAGUACUUGAGUAACACUGGGAAGGCAACAGUUGACUGUUAUCUUGUAACAGAUCAUUUGUAAAACCCAUAUAUGUACUGAAAGUUCCCAAUAAAUGCAAAUGUGAAAAGAAAACAACUGAGC